This is a messenger RNA of Pseudogymnoascus verrucosus, 468 nucleotides long. RefSeq lists its product as uncharacterized. The transcript is spliced from 3 exons. The coding region runs from base 1 to 468 and encodes 155 amino acids. The record is from RefSeq and is a predicted model, not a curated record. NCBI's taxonomy places the organism in Eukaryota, Fungi, Ascomycota, Leotiomycetes, Thelebolales, Thelebolaceae.
AUGAAAACCCCCUUCGCGGCCCUCCUCACCUUCGCCCUCCUCACUACCUCCAACGCUGCAUACCAGUGCCUUGAUUCAGCACCCAACCUAUACUGCUGCCAGAACCACCCCUUCGCCUGCCAGAUUCGUGCGUCCCCCUUCUCCACCUACCUUUCUCCACCUUUCCGGCAGCUGCAGCUAACCGCUUCUUCCAUCACCGUAGUGCGAGACCCAGGUCAAGACCCGUCAAAACCGCCUGGAGCUUCAUAUCAACCUGCCGAUUUAAACGCGUUCGCAGCGGCUUGCACGCGACUCAAUGGGGCGUCAUGGCCAGCUUGCUGUUAUGUAGAUGCGGCGAUAACGUCGUGUAAUCGGGCAUUCAAUACCAAAAAUCGCAGACAGAAUCGUAAGAUUGCAAACUGGGGUACUUUGGACGGGUAUGCUACGGAACUUCCACAGGGGUAUCAGACACAAGCUCCAAAAUACUGA